AUGGCGGGCAGCGAUGCGGGCGCGGAGGGGCGGGCGCGGAGGAGCGGCGCGGCGCGGCGCCCCGGGGGCCCGGGCGGGCGGGGGCGCGAGGCUGCCGCCAGCCGCCCGGAGCCGCUGUCCACUGCUGAAGCGCCGGCCGCCGGCGCCGCGCUGCCCGCCUGGAUGCGACUCUACUUCUACGGGAUGCACGGGAUCACCCUGGACGUGCUGGCGUCCUCGGCUGGGCGCUUCGCCCGCAGCCCGGACCUGGACCUCCGGAUGCUGGGGUUCUCCUCGCCCUACCGCUGCCUGCUGCACUCGCUCACCCACUUCGCCCUGGAGCAGGUCUACCUGCAGCGGCCGCGCUGCCCCAGCGCCUUCGUCUUCAAUUUCCUGGUCUACCCGUCGGCCCACGUGGCGCUGCAGACCCUGGCCGGCCUGCGCGGCGGACCGGGCGCGGCGGUGCCGGGGCCGCUGCGCUGGGCGCUGCAGUACGUGCUGGCGCUCUACCACUGCCAAGUGUUCCUGAAGCGCUUCCUGCGCCUGCGGUACCGGCGGCCGCCCGAGCCGCGGCCCCAGCCUUGGCCGCGCGCGCCCCCCGCCGCCGCCGCCGCCGCCGCCGCCCCCGCCCCCGCCCCGGGCGCAGGUGGCCGGCGACGACCGCCGCGAGGCACCAGGGGCGUCGGGGGAGCCCCGGCUCGGGGGCUGCCGGACCCGCUCCGCUUUCUCUUCUUCGGAAUGCACGGCUUUUUGGAUGAGAUCUUCUUCACUUUCUUCUUCAACUUCCUGGGGCAGGCGGACGGGCCGACCAGCGGCCACACGUCGCUCUGGUCCUUCUUUAUGUACGGCAGCUGCAGCUUCGUGGUGGAGAGGCUCUACUUCCACCUGCACCGGGGCCGCGGCUGGAGCACCUGGAAGCGGGUGCCCGUCUACGUGACCUUCAUCUACGCGUGGGAGCUGUGCUGGGGCCUGGGCCUCCGCUCGUGCGGCGCUUGCUCCUGGGACUAUUCUCACUACCCGCUCAACUUCAUGGGCCUCAUCACCCUGAUGUAUUUACCUGGUUGGAUAUUCCUUAGUGUGUACCAGGACCUACUUUUCAACGUGUUGUGGCGGGUUCAGUACAUACCAACUAUCUAAAGAAAAGAAAGAAAGAAAAGAAAGAAAGAAAAGAAAGAAAGAAGAAAGAAAGAAAGAAAGAAAGAAAGAAAGAAAGAAAGAAAGAAAGAAAGAAAGAAAGAAAGAGAGUCAUUCGAGUCCCACGAACCAAUUCGAUUUAUUUUUACACGUUUAAAACGGAGUGGUUUUUUUAGCCUUUUAAUUUUUAUACGUUUUCCUAAGCUCUUCUAAUAUGUUUUACUCGACUUUUCCGUUUUUCUGACACUUUGGAACCUAUGCAUAAUACAACAUUUUGAAAUUUUACUCGAAACAUAACUCAAAGUACUUGUCAAUAUUUAAAACCCCUUACAAGCCCAAACAGCAAAGCCAUGAUACCUUGACAUCAGAAGCUGUAGUAUAUUCACUUAUUGGGGCAUGGGUGGGUGAUAACUACUAGUCUUUUUUUUUUUUUUUUUUUUU
Canis lupus familiaris (dog) is the source of this 1554-nucleotide messenger RNA. RefSeq names its product transmembrane protein 229A (gene TMEM229A). The coding region runs from base 1 to 1116 and encodes 371 amino acids. The record is from RefSeq and is a predicted model, not a curated record. NCBI's taxonomy places the organism in Eukaryota, Metazoa, Chordata, Mammalia, Carnivora, Canidae. The transcript has a single exon.